Molecule: messenger RNA, 2643 nt
Organism: Cavenderia fasciculata
Lineage: Eukaryota; Evosea; Eumycetozoa; Acytosteliales; Cavenderiaceae
Exons: 6
Coding region: 1-2643 (880 amino acids)
Source: RefSeq, a predicted model, not a curated record
AUGAAUAAUAAUAAUAAUAAUAAUAAUAAUAAAGGAGGAGGAGGAAGAGGAGAAGAUGAAGAGGAAAAAUUAUUAAAGUCAAAUAGAGUAGUUGGUGAUAGUAGUAGUAGUAGUAAUGGUUCAUCGUCUUCAUCAAAUGAUCAUGUUGACAUUGAUGAUGAUAGUAGUAGUGAAGAUGGUGAAGAGAAACCAUUAUUAUCAUUGGAAGAUGAAAAUAAUAUAAUUACAACAACUGAUUCACAAACACCGAUUUAUGUAUAUGAUGAAGAGGAUUCAUAUGAUAUACGAUCAUCUGCCAGUCAUUUGGAUAGUAGUAUCAAUGCAAAUAUAUUGGACCACAAAAAGAAUCAUAGUAGCAAGUUGUUGCUCUUUCAAAUCUAUUCUACAGUCUUGGCAAUACUGUAUCUGUCAACUUCGGCCGUCCUUCCUCUUCUCAGCAAACAAAUCUUUAUAAACUAUGACUACCCCCUCACUUCAAGUUUACUUCAAACCGUCGGUGCCUCAAUACUCCUUCUCGUCUUUAAUAUCAUUCAAUACUAUCACAACAAAGGUGACCUAUUACCAAAGAGUUAUAUUACUGAUCAUAACUUUUUAUCUAAAGCUAUUUUAAUGUUACCAGUAUCAAUAUGUUUUGCAAUAGUAAUAUCAUUAACAAAUAUUGGUAUAUCAAUGGUUCCAGUCAAUUUCCAUAUUAUUUUUAAAUCUACCAAUAUUAUAUGGGUUGUAAUAUUUUCAUUUAUUGUACAUAGAGAGAAACCAACGAUUUCAAUUUUAAUUAGUAUUGCAUUUUUGAUGGGAGGUACAAUCAUGGUAUCAUUGGUAUUUUCAGGUCAACAAGAAUCAAGUUUUUGUGCCGAGGGAUCCCUCGUCAUCCUUCUCCCACUCUUGGCUAUCGAACAUGUCAAAGGUUUCUCUACAUUGGUUCAAUUACCAUAUACAACCAUUCUUUUGGUCAUUGCUGGUAUUUUUGUUACUAUAGUAUUCCAAGCAACAACAGUUGGAUUGAUAAAGAGUCUUUAUGUAAUUACAGUUGGUACAGUGACACAACUACAAAUCAUUCCCCAAAUAUUAUUAUCUGUUACAAGUGUGAAAGACCAUCCGACAAAUAUGCAACAAUCAGAUAAUACACCAUUAUCUCUGCUACCAUGGGUUAUACAAUCAGAGAUUAUUUAUAUAGUUUGUAAUUAUCGAAGGAAUAGAGGUCAAAGAGAGAUAAAGUUAAGUGAUGUGUAUCAUGUGGCUGGUGUAUCGAGAAAGUGGAGAAAUGCAUCUAAAGUAUCCCUUACUUUAUGUCAGCGGUUCAUCUUUGGACAAGAAGAUUUAGAGGUGUACCGUCGUCGACACUCUGAUAAUAGUCUCAGUAGUGCUCUCAGUCUUCUCUCGGGUCCACAUCACACCAUUGAUGUUGACCUUUCAAAACAUAGUCCAAUCUUUCAAACUCAUUUCAACUUUCAGUACGCUCAAACCAAUCUAGAUUGGUUUAUCGAUACUAUCAUCAAUAAGAUGCCGUACUUUAAUUUUAUUGAUGUGCAUAAAGAUAUAGUUUGCAGAUGGGUCAGUCUCAUCAAAGGACAUGGAAAGAUCCUAGCACUACCGUCUCUCAAGAAACUGUCUUUUGGUAGAAUUGAUGUAAAUUGGCCACUCUUUCUAUUUCAUCAUUUACAAGAGUUGGAUAUUGAUAUUGGACCCUAUACAACAACCGAGAUAUGUAGUUUUUUGAAUCACUGUCACACUCUAAAGUCUCUCAUCAUCGAUAACUCAAAUGACAACAAAAUAGACAUUGACAAGGUGUUUUCAAGUAUACCUCGUACUCUCACCAAAUUGUCUUGGUCCGUUCAUGAUAAAGACAACCAAGUAUCAGAUAACCCUAACACCAACCCACUCCCAUUCCACCUCUUACCAUCUACUAUACGUCACCUUUUAAUUUGGAGUAUCUAUCAAUCAUCUACUCGAGAAUACUAUGAUUUUGUAUUGGCCAACUCGGUACAUACAAUAGUCCACUAUUCCCAAGACACCUACUUAUAUUCAGACCAAUCUACUCAUGAAUGCAUCAACUUUUUAGUAUCAUCUCCAUCCUCUCCCAUUAAACACAUUUAUCACAUAGUCACAUCCAACAAUCCAACAACAACUACAACAACAACAAUCACAGAGAAUGAAACUAUAGUAGUAGUCCCACCAUUAUUGGAAGAGUUGGAGUUAUGGAUAUUAAAAGGUGAAAGUGUGUAUGAAAUAUUUGAAUGUUUGUUCAGGCAAGCUAACGUUGGUGGUCAAGGACCAUUACUACCAAACCUUCAUACACUUACAAUCAAGUGUAUGAACCAAGGAUCAGAACACUUUCCCUACCAUCUCGGUGCAUUUAUCCGAAGCAGUCAAUCACUUGCAAUCAUUGAUAUAGAGGUACCAUUUUUUUAUAACAAAUCAACUCGAUUCGAUUCUAUAAAGAGAUUCUUGGAUUCAGUAGCCAACAGUCAUUCAGUUGAAUUGGUUUACAUUCGAUUUGUGCAAGGUCCUACAUUACCAAAGUUUGAUAACUUUGACAAAAAGAAUUUUGUUGGUCGACUAAAACAACUCUUACAAGACUUCAAAAAUAAUUCAUUAGAAUUACAUUAUAAAGAUAACUUAAUCACUAUUAAUAAUAAAUAA